AUUUAAAAAAUCGUCUAAAAAAGUCUUUUAAUGGUAAAUUAGUGUUACCCGAAGGUAAGUAUCUUCGCGAUCGUGUUCAGUGCCACACGGCGAUGGCUAAUCCAAAGUCCCGCAAACGCGAGCGGGAAGCAGAACUUUGCCGAACAUGCAUGAGCACCGAUGGCAGCGGCAGCAGCAGUAAGCGAAACAGACGCCAGCGGAAGCUGGUUCCGAUCUUCACCCAGUUGGGCGAUGCUUUCAUUGCGAACAUCAUCACGGAUUACACGGCCGUGCAGAUUGAUGAAAACGAUGGCCUGCCGGCAACAAUUUGCGCCGAUUGUUUCGAAACGGUCAAGCUGCUGGAUGCUUUCGCGAAAACCACCCGGGACAGUGAUGCAAAGCUUCGGAAGCUUUUCAAGGCGGAAUCGCCGGAGGAUCUGCAGGUGGACGCAAGUGACAUGGGAUUGGUAGCGCAGGAGGUGGAUCCGGGCUCUGUCAAGACGCUUGAGACGCCGUCGGAUUUUGUGGAAAUAAAAUGUGAGCCACCGGAAGAGGUGCUGGGCGUGGAGGAGGCUGCCCAACAAAGUGAUGAUUUCGAGCCGGACAAUGAUACCGAUAGCGAUUGGAAGCAAAGUGGCGACGAGGAACGGACGGUUAAACGGAAGAAAGCUGGUCUCAAAUCCAAGCCGACGCCUCGGAAGAGAGGUGCUGGUCCGAGGCCAAGGAGAAAAAGGAUUCCAAGAAUUCCAGUCCAAACGGAAAAGGAUCUAGAAUUGAGCGAAAAGGAGCAGGAACUGUUCAAGGUCAUUGAAAUUCCACCGAACAGUCACGUUUGUUGCGGUUGUUUGCAGGUGUACGAAACAGCGGUUGAGCUGGAUGAGCACCGAAAGAUAAAUCACGUCUGGAAAAGAGAAAAGGCGGCGAAAUUGGAUGAAAAACUUUGCUGCGACGGUUGUCUUCGGAAGUUCAAUACAAACAAGAACAUAGAGUACCACAAAGAACGCGUUCGGCGAUUAAAAGUCGCCUGGGAGUGUAACAAGUGCUUGUUGCGCUUCAAAGUCGCCGGUAAAAGGCGGGAACAUGUGCGGCUGCAUCCGGAGGGCGAACCGGUGGCCCUGAUAGCCCGGGUCAGAGAAACAACCAAACAGGAAUUCGGCUGGGUUUGCUGUGGCCGCAUGUGCAAUCAAUCCUUCCAGAACGAGGAAGAGCUGAUUGCCCAUGGCCAAUCUUCACAUUGGAUCGACAAGCAGGAGGCGGAUUUGGAGUUCGGAGACAAACCGGAGCAGUGUCAGGUGUGCUUCCAGCGGUUUAUCGACCGAAAGAGGAUCGUCAGCCAUCAGCGGCGCAAGUACAAGUUCAAGAACUUUGUCUGCGCGCUGUGCGGUCUCAAGUUCUUCACCACAGAUGAUUUGCUCAUGCACGAAAGCAAAGAGCACGACAGCGUACUGCAUACAUGUGAAGUUUGCGGUAAAUCGUUCACUCGCAAGCACAGCUUAGCCACCCACAUGAAGCAAAUGCACUUGGAGAACAAACCACAUCAGUGCACUGUUUGUGGAAUGGCAUUCCGUCAGAAAGCCGGAUUGAAGAUCCACAUGUCCAAUCAUGUAGAGGUUCCCCAGUAUCGGUGUGAGGUCUGCUCGAAGAUGUUCAAAGCCAAGCUGCACCUGCGUUAUCACAUGCGGACGCAUACCGGAGAGAAACCGUACAAGUGUCAGUACUGUGACAGUGCUUUCGCUAACCACACGAACUACAGGAGGCACGAAAUGACCCACACCGGCGACAAACCCCACAAGUGCUCCUAUUGCGAAAGAUCUUUUAUUUUGAAGCGAACGAUGCUAGAACAUGAAAGUACUCACACAGGCGAAUACAGGCAAAAACGCAAGACACCCGCUCAACGCGUCGAACAACUGGCCGUGCCCGUUCCAGAGAACACGCAACUGGUCGAGGUGGACGACAUUGUCGAAGAAGACGAUGGCUGCAGCGACGACAGCAGCUAUCAGCAACAACCGACGGUUCAAUAUGGCAACAGACCAGUGACGAUAAGUGUUGCCAAACCAGCACAGCCACAGCCGGUAGCAAUUACUCAGCUAACACCGGCCCCACAACCCGCGCAAAAUGUGCUUCUAAACACGUCCAAUUUGAACACCGUGCAGUCGGCAUCAAUUGUUUACAACGUUGUGCCAUCGUCGUCCGGAUAUAACUAUAUUUUGAAGUUCUGAAUUAUGUAGUUUGAUCUUCCUUACCAUUAUUUUAGGUUCAAAUGUGAAGCGUAAUCUACCCUGAAUGGCAUCUGACCGUAAUUAAAACGUUCAUCAUACA
Aedes albopictus (Asian tiger mosquito) is the source of this 2298-nucleotide messenger RNA. RefSeq names its product zinc finger protein 418. The record is from RefSeq and is a predicted model, not a curated record. Bases 93 to 2198 code for a protein of 701 amino acids. Gene Ontology annotation, biological process: regulation of DNA-templated transcription. Gene Ontology annotation, cellular component: nucleus. NCBI's taxonomy places the organism in Eukaryota, Metazoa, Arthropoda, Insecta, Diptera, Culicidae. Gene Ontology annotation, molecular function: DNA-binding transcription factor activity, RNA polymerase II-specific; zinc ion binding; RNA polymerase II cis-regulatory region sequence-specific DNA binding. The transcript is spliced from 6 exons.